AUGUACAACGGAAUUGGAUUGCAGACGGCGCGUGGCAGUGGCACAAAUGGUUAUGUGCAGCGCAACUUAUCCCAUUUGCGACCGCGCGAUCCGCUGCCGGCAGGGCGUGAGAAAGAGGCGCCUCCACGACACACACAACCUGAUGCCCAGAUUGUAGCGCAUGAGCAACGGCGCAAAAUUGAAAUCCAGUGCAUUGAACUGCAAGAUGAGCUGGAAGAGAAAGGACUUCCUGAGGACGAGAUUCAGCAACGGGUGGCGUCGCUUCGCCAAUCUUUACGUGCGCGAUUAGAGGCAGCGCCCAAUCGAUUUGCCAAGCCGACACAUGCCGAGGCGAAGCAGCUUCGUCCCUCAGAUACCCAUAUGCGCGGCGCAGCGAAGGAAGUGGAGUCGCAAAAGAUGCAGAGAGCUUUACGUAUCCGUCCCGACUAUGAAGAAGGCCAAGCCUUCGAUCAUGAACUACAAGAGCAGCGCAGGAUGCAGCGUAUAGAGGAACGUGAGCAGCGCCGCGAAGAAACACGAAGGCUACGUGAGGAGCGAGCUUCUCGCCUGGCUGAGGACGAGCGGAGCGCACGCCGGCAACGUAAACAGCCUGGCAUUUUGUGUCUGUUUGAUGUCGAUGGCACACUCACGCCGGCUCGUCAGCAGGUAUCGGAUGCCAUGCUGGAGACCCUCAGGGCACUGCGCGAGCAGGUCGUGAUCGGCUUCGUGGGCGGGAGUGAUUUGUCGAAGAUUCGUGAACAGCUUCAGCUGCCGGGGCACCCUGAUAUUACGAUGCAGUUUGAUUACGGCUUUGCCGAGAACGGUUUGACGGCCUACCGUAUGGGUGAGCAGCUGCCGAGCCAGUCGUUUAUCAACUGGCUGGGCGAGGAAAAGUACAAGAAAUUUGUCAAGUUUGCACUGGCAUACAUUGCCAAGCUGGAUGUCCCUGUGAUGCGUGGUACGUUUGUGGAGUUUCGCCGCGGGAUGGUCAACAUCAGCCCGAUCGGCCGCAAUGCGAGCAUCCAGGAGCGUCACGAAUUCGAAGUGUAUGACAAAGAGCACAGUAUCCGUGCUAAGUUUGUCGAUGCGCUGAAGAGCGAAUUCCCUGACUAUGGACUUACCUACAGUAUCGGUGGGCAGAUCAGCUUCGAUGUGUUCCCUGCUGGCUGGGACAAGACGUAUGCGCUGAACCACGUCAACGAAAAAGGCAUCUCCUUGCAGGAUGGCUGGAAGGAAAUCCAUUUCUUCGGCGACAAGACGUUCCCUGGUGGUAACGACUACGAAAUCUUUACGCAUCCCGGUGUGAUUGGUCACACAGUGACCAGCCCCGAAGACACGAUGCAGCAGCUUCGCACCCUCUUCCUCCACUAA
Messenger RNA from Malassezia pachydermatis, 1350 nucleotides. RefSeq names its product phosphomannomutase. The record is from RefSeq and is a predicted model, not a curated record. Gene Ontology annotation, molecular function: phosphomannomutase activity. Bases 1 to 1350 code for a protein of 449 amino acids. Gene Ontology annotation, biological process: protein N-linked glycosylation; mannose metabolic process; GDP-mannose biosynthetic process. NCBI's taxonomy places the organism in Eukaryota, Fungi, Basidiomycota, Malasseziomycetes, Malasseziales, Malasseziaceae. Gene Ontology annotation, cellular component: cytosol. The transcript is spliced from 5 exons.